This is a messenger RNA of Pseudogymnoascus verrucosus, 1194 nucleotides long. RefSeq lists its product as uncharacterized. The transcript is spliced from 2 exons. The record is from RefSeq and is a predicted model, not a curated record. Lineage: Eukaryota; Fungi; Ascomycota; Leotiomycetes; Thelebolales; Thelebolaceae. Bases 117 to 998 code for a protein of 293 amino acids.
AGACACGCACAACUCACCAUCAACGCGCCGCAAUCCGUCAGGGCACAAACCAGACCAUGAACACCCAGCCCGCAAAACCGCGACAUGCUCACCGACGAUGAGCUCUGACGCAACCGAUGACGACCCCGCCCGCGCUGUACCCGAGCCACUGUCAUGGGCUGAGCCCGACGCUGGGCCGCUGGUGCCCACUGCGCGCCGUGGACGUGUUUGCGCUGCGCGAGGUGGCGGAGUAUGAAGGGCAGGGGAUUUACUUUCACCUCAACCACCCCAUAAAAUGGGUGCGUCUCACUGGGAUUAUCGUCGCGAUGGACGAAUUCUAUAGCCGCGUUUGCAUCACCAUCGACGAUGGCAGCGGCGCCACAAUCGAAGCUACAUGCCUCGCCCCCCCACGCCCCGAAGCCACUGCGACAGUAGCAGCCAUUGUGGUCUCCACCGAGCGCCCUGCAGAUGACGCAAUGGUCUCACCUGAUGGCCCGAAAUUGCGUGGCGUCGAUAUCGGGAAGGUAGUCAAGGUCAAAGGGGGGAUCAGGGAGUUCCGUGGCGUGAGACAGCUGGCUAUGAAGGCGAUUUCUAUACUAGGGGAUACGAGGGCGGAGGUGGGGGCGUGGAGGGAGGGAGUCAGGUUUAGAGAGGAGGUGUUGAGGGUGCCGUGGGUGGUUACGGCUGAGGAGGAGAGAAGGUGUAGGGAGGAGGCCGAAGGGGAGAGGUGGAGGGUUGAGGAGGAGGAGAGGAGGAAGAGGAGGAGGGAGAGGAGGGCGAAGAGGGAGAAGGAUGGUGAUGAGGGCGGGAAGGAGAGGAAGAGUAGGGUGGAGAAGGAGAAUGCGGAAGCUAGGGCGGAAGCUAAGGCGGAGGAAGACGCCGAGGUAAUUAAGGCGCGCAGUGAGAAAGAGAAGAAGGCGAGAGAGGAACGGGAGAAAGCUAGGCGAGCGAGGGCUAUACAGCGACUUGUUAGCUCCCGUCCCGAUGGGGCAGGAAAGUACGCUGCUCUUGGUUUCUAACGCUGGUAUACGACUUGGAUGGCGUUGUUGGGAUUGUAUAUUGCGGGAUUAUCUGCACGGUAUUGUCAGGAUAGGAUAGAUACCGAGAAGUGAUGAAAAUAACGAUUCACCUUAACACAUGGUCAUAGUAAACAGUGCGUGCAGUACAUCAUGUGUCCCGGUCCUACUAUAAACACCUCUAGCAGUCCAAACCGUG